AUGCGGGGCCGGGGGCUGCUCUGCAGCAUCGCCCUCUCGCUGCUGCUGCAGCCACCGCGCCCCGCGGCGCAGCUGCAGCCCGAGGUGGUGGUGCCGCACUGGGCAGCCCUGGGCGGCCCCGGCAGCCACAAGCAUCCACUCAGAGCUGAAGUUAUGGUAAAGGCAGAAGGCCAGGAGCUCGUUUUGGAACUGGAGAAAAAUAGAAACCUCUUUGCACCAGGCUACACCGAGACCCAUUACAGCCAGACUGGCCAAGCCCAGACCACCCCCCUGACCCACACGGACCACUGCUUCUACCACGGGGUCGUGCGGGGCCGGGAGCACUCCAGCGUCACGCUCAGCACGUGCCGAGGGCUGCGAGGACUUAUCGUACUGAGCAGCAAUUCCAGCUAUAUCUUGGAGCCAGCCCCCAACAGCUCAAACCAGCACUGGAUUUACAGGGUGGACAACCUGAGAUUGCAGAGAGGAGCCUGUGGCUACCAGGACACUGGGGAUGCAGCUGAAGACUGGCUCAGGGACUUCACAACUGGGAUGAAACCACCACACCAGAGGGUGAAACGGGACACUCUGCAGGCUACGAAGUACGUGGAGCUCCUGCUCGUGGCUGAUUAUGCAGAGUUUCAGAAGCAUCACUUCAGCAUUGAAGCAACAAGGCUUAAAUUAGUGGAGACUGCUAAUUACGUAGAUAAGUUUUACCGAUCCAUGAAUAUCCGGAUUGCCUUGGUGGGGCUGGAGAUCUGGAGUAACUGGAAUAAAUGUGAUGUAACUGAGAACCCCUACUCCACCCUGAAGUCCUUUCUGGCUUGGAGCAGCAAAGAGAGGGUGCACAGAAAACACGAUAAUGCCCAACUAAUCACGGGUGUGCCCUUCAAAGGUACCACAGUAGGCUUGGCUCCCGUGAUGGCCAUGUGCUCUGAUUUCCAGUCAGGAGGAGUAAACAUGGAUCACUCUGAUAAUGCCAUUGGUGUUGCUGCUACCCUUGCCCAUGAGAUGGGACACAAUUUUGGCAUGAAUCACGACUCAGCUGGCUGCUGUACUACCCCUGCAGCAGAUGGAGGCUGCAUCAUGGCUUCUGCAACUGGGCACCCAUUCCCCAAGGUGUUCAACCAGUGCAAUAGAAGAGAGCUGGAGAAUUAUCUGCAGUCUGGUGGAGGCAUGUGUCUCUCCAAUAUGCCAGAUACCAAGAAAAUGUAUGGUGGAAAAAAAUGUGGAAAUGGCUACUUGGAAGAUGGGGAGGAGUGUGACUGUGGAGAGGUGGAGGAGUGCAACAACCCCUGCUGCGAUGCCAGCACCUGCUCCCUGAAGCCAGGUGCUGAAUGUGCCCACGGCAACUGCUGCCAUCAGUGCAAGCUGAUGUCUCCAGGAACUCUCUGCAGGGAAGUGUCAGGACCCUGUGACCUCCCAGAAUACUGCACUGGCGAGUCACCGUUUUGCCCCCCCAACUCUUACCAGAUUGAUGGGGCUCCCUGUGACAGAGGAAGGGCCUAUUGCUACAGUGGCAUGUGCCUCACAUACAGGGACCAGUGUGUGCAGCUGUGGGGGCCAGGAGCGUGGCCAGCACCAGACGCCUGCUUUGAGAAGGUUAAUGCUGCUGGAGACAUCUAUGGGAACUGUGGGAAGGACAUCUAUGGGAACUACAGGAAGUGUGAGACCAGAGAUGCCAAAUGUGGGAAGAUCCAGUGCCAGAGCUAUGCUUCCAAGCCCGUGCAGUCCAAUGCAGUGGCCAUAGACACAACUGUCAACACGCAGAUGUGCCGAGGGACCCACGUGUACAGACCUGACAGUGAGGAAAAGGAGAUGCUGGAUCCUGGCUUGGUGUUGACGGGAACAAAAUGUGGGAGCCAUCAUGUUUGCUUUGAGGGUCGCUGCCAGAACACAUCCAUCAUCUUUGAUUUUGAAAGCUGUAGCAAGAAGUGCCAUGGGCAUGGAGUCUGCAAUAACAACAAGAACUGCCACUGCAACCAGGGGUGGGACCCCCCGUUUUGCAACAAGGAGGGGAGGGGAGGAAGCUUGGACAGUGGUCCCCCCUCGCCUGAAGGCUCUUCAGCAGUCGUGAUAACUCUUGCAAUCCUGGCUCCCAUUCUCCUUCUCAUUGGAAUCAUGUUUUUAUUCUAUUAUCUGAAAUGCUGGAAUAAAUUUGCCAUCUGUUCUCUAAAGAAGACACCACAGUUCAGUGACACCUCUGGAACUGGGCACGCAAACCCUGCCUUCAAGUUGAAAACCCCCCAGCAGCAGAGGAAGGUGAUCGGCUUCCCUGAAAUCCCACCAAAACCUCCUGCCCAGCAAGCUCCAGGGUUCCAAACAAGCAGGCAGCAGCCAUCUGCCUCCUCCUCCAGCUACAGCUGCGGCGCGGGCCCGGCACAGCCGGCACCUCCGAGGGACACGGCCCGGCGGACACCCCCAAGCAGGCCAGCACCUCCUGCUCCCAAACCCCCCAUCUCUCAGGAUAUUUCGAGGCCCCGGCCACCCCAAAGGGCUUUGCCAGCUGAUCCUGUCCCAUCCAGAUCCAGAGCCUGGCAGGGGAACAGCCCUGCUGUCCCACUGCCUCCUGCACACACCAGAACUCCGGGACGGCUCCAGCCUGGGGCAGAGAAUACUGGCGUCUGGAUGGCUGGAGCAGCGAACAGCUGGAAAGUGGGACAGCCAGGCUCCCGUGGGCACUCCUGAAGCAGUCUGUCCUGGCUGGCUCUGGCCUUCACAGGGUACUGGAUGGUCUUCAUCACCCAAAAACACGCUCCCUGCCACAGUGUCUCCGUUCCUCUCCUCUUGCCUCCCGUUUCCUCCGUGACUCACCAAGCUGCAGUCAGGUGUGGCAGGAGUGCCCCAGGUACAUGCCAAGCUGAGCUGGACCCUCUCUGCUGACAGCCUUUUCCGUGUAGGGAUGACUUGUUUGUACGGUAUUGAAACAUUGUUGUGCAAUAUCCAACGCAGGGAUGGGGUGAGGGGGGUUUCACGUGUUUUUAAUCAGUUAUUGAAGUGCUACCAGGGAGAACAAGCUGUGAGUGCAGGUGCUGGCCCUGAUGGGCUUUUAUGUGAGCCUCAGCCCUGUUGGCUUCCUCAGCCCCUCCACGCAGCUGCAGGAGCAUACGUUGGUGCUAUAAAGAACCCGCUGCCUCCUGGGAGAGCAGAAGGCAGCUGGUGGUAACUUUCUUCAGUUUAUUUUCAGUUUACAGUGUGUGGCAAGUGGGGCCACAACAGGGAGCAAACCAGGGAAAUAUAAUUUGUGGGCCACUGUGGGUUUUGACUGGCUUUAGUAGAGUGGAUUGAUUAUUUUCCCUAUAUAACCAUCUUCAGCAAGAGCGUUGCAACCUGUCUGUCCUCCAGCACUCGCUUGUCUUCCCUCGGUGCUGUAAAACCUGAAAGCAUCCCCAGCAUGGCCCCUGAGCUCUCAUCCAUGUCAGUAGGACACACUUAAGGUACGACAGGGAGACUGGCCAAGAGACAGAACAAAAGGCCAGAAGGAAGCUCAGCAAAGGGCAGUGCUGAGACCUCCUCUCCAGCAUGCGGUACCGCGAUCAACAGACACUUUUGCACAUCUCAGACUUCAGUCUGUGCUGAGCAGUAACUCAGCA
Chiroxiphia lanceolata (lance-tailed manakin) is the source of this 3572-nucleotide messenger RNA. RefSeq names its product ADAM metallopeptidase domain 19 (gene ADAM19). Gene Ontology annotation, molecular function: metalloendopeptidase activity. Lineage: Eukaryota; Metazoa; Chordata; Aves; Passeriformes; Pipridae. Bases 1 to 2667 code for a protein of 888 amino acids. The transcript has 23 exons. The record is from RefSeq and is a predicted model, not a curated record. Gene Ontology annotation, biological process: membrane protein ectodomain proteolysis.